Molecule: messenger RNA, 3950 nt
Organism: Styela clava
Lineage: Eukaryota; Metazoa; Chordata; Ascidiacea; Stolidobranchia; Styelidae
Product: general vesicular transport factor p115-like
Biological process (GO): transcytosis; intracellular protein transport; vesicle fusion with Golgi apparatus
Cellular component (GO): Golgi stack; endoplasmic reticulum; Golgi membrane
Source: RefSeq, a predicted model, not a curated record
UUUUCAUAAAUAGAUAUCAAUAAACAGCAUUACAAAAUGAAUUAUUUUAAAUCAUUUGUGAAAGGCAGUGAUGAGCAACAGCCGAGUGGAGCAGAAACCGUAUCAAGACUUUGUGAUCGUGUUGCAUCAUCUACGCUCCUUGAAGAUCGUCGAGAUGCUGUUCGUGCAUUAAAAUCAUUGUCGAGAAAGUUCAGAUAUGAAGUUGGCACACAGGGAAUGGCUCAUAUUGCUACUGUUUUAAAUCAAGACGCAAAUGAUGAUGAAAUGGUGGCAUACGCACUCGAUACAUUAUGCAAUCUUAUGUCUGAUAUGGAAGAAGAUGAUGACGUAGUUCCGCAACCUGAAUUAACUCGUACAUUUGUCGAAAAAUUUACCGCGGAAGAGAAUAAUAUAAAUGUGGUAUUAGAUUUCGUUGAGCGAUAUGAUUUUAGUGUUCGACUCUCCGCACUACGGCUUAUGAUUUCAUUACUGAAAGGUCAACCUGGUAAAAUACAAGAAACUGUGCUUAUGAAACCCAUGGGUAUAUCUCGACUAAUCGAUUUAUUGACCGAUUCAAGAGAGGUCAUUCGAAAUGAUGCGUUAUUGUUGCUCAUAGAACUGACGCGUGGAAAUUCCAACAUCAAAAUUAUUGCUUUUGAAAAUGGCUUUGAUAUUAUUUUGGAUAUAAUAAGGGCAGAAGGGAUGAGUGAUGGUGGAGUUGUAGUAGAAGAUUGCCUUUUGUUGUUACUACAUUUACUAAAGAGAAACACAUCAAACCAGCAAUUUUUCAAAGAAGGUUCAUUUGUGCAGCGUUUGACACCAUUUUUCGAAAUUGAUUCAGAGUCUGUAUGGUCUGCACAAAAAGUUGCAAAUUUGCAUCUCAUGCUGAAACUUGUAAGAACGUUGGUUGCACCUUCAAAUCCAUCAAAUGUGACAUCUUCUUGCCAGCUUGUAAUGCAGCAAUGUGGAUUACUAGAGAGGCUGUGUAAUAUGUUGAUGGCCACUGGUGUCCCGGCAGAUAUUUUAACAGAAACUAUCAAUACUGUUUCGGAAGUUAUUCGGGGAUGUGAAGCUAACCAAGCUAUGUUUGAAUCUGUUCAUGCACCUUGUGAGCCUCCACGUCCAGCGAUUGUUGUUUUGUUGAUGUCGAUGGUCAACGACAAACAGCCUUUUGAAUUACGGUGUGCUGUUUUGUAUUGCUUCCAAUGCUUUUUACAUGGUAACCCAGCAGGACAGACAAAAAUUGUCAACACAUUACUGCCUUCCUCACUUCAACCACAACAAAUUUCUGCCGGUCAGCUGCUUUGUGGGGGAUUAUUUGCUGCUUCUGAUCCACUGUCUAAUUGGUGUUCUGCUGUCGCGCUUUCACAUGCAUUAAAUCGUAAUACUGAAAUGAAACAGCAACUGUUACGAGUGCAACUCGCGACAAGUGUAGGAAAUCCACCUAUAUCUUUGCUGCAGCAAAUUACAAAUAUAGUUAGGCAAUCAGCGAGCAUUCAAAGUCGAAUGGGUCUACUUAUUCUAUUGUGCAGUUGGCUUUCUGGUUGUCCAAUUGCUGUUUCCCAUUUAUUACAUGAUUCAGAUGCUGUUCCUUUUCUUUUGAGCCAAAUAGCCGAGCACGGAGAUGAAUUGGACCACGUUUUGCAUGGAGUAUGUGCUCUUUUGCUAGGAAUAUGCAUUGUUGAUAAUGAUGGUUCAGUUUCUCAAUGCACGAAAGAGUCACUCAUUGAGUUAAUUGUAGCAAGAGUAGGGAUUGAAAGAUUUUGUGACUCCCUCGGAGCAGUUACAAAACAUGAUCUGUAUUCUAAAGCGUUUCAACGUUCUCAACCUGUUGCACCAUCUUCAGAUGAUAUGUUGUUCGAUCAUAAUUUUACCAAAUUGUUCAAAACUUUGGAAGAUAAUAUUAUAAAAAUGGUUUCAAAUUUAGAGGAUGUCAAGAAAGAGGAGGAAUCAAAAGCCGCCAUCAAGGCCCAUGAUUCGAUCAUAAAGGAAUAUCAGGCUCUGAUAAGAAGUCAAGAUACAGAUUUAAAAGAAUUGAGAUCUCGUGUUUCCAGUCUUGAAUCUGAAUUAUCACAAACAAAGGAAAACUUGGAUGAACGCACAGCACAAGUUCAGCAAUUAAAAGAUCAAUAUAACGUAUUGAAAACCAUGCAUGAUUCUUCAUCCGGUGAUGGUGUCAGCGAUGCUGCUGAGUUAUUGUCAUCUUUGAAUGUGCAAAUUGAAGAACUGAAGCAAGAAAAUGCAGAAAAAAAUGCAAAGUUACAAGAAAAAGAAAAUUCUAUUCAACAGUUACGUAAUGAUCUUGAUGGUUUAGAACUUCGUUCUCUGCAACUCUCGUCCUCUGAUGAAACUCAACAAAACAACAAUCAACAAAGCAAUACUAACAUACCAGAUGACAGUAUACAUGCCAUCAAUGUGCCUGAUGAUUCGAGACUACAAGAACAUAGAUUAGUACAACUCACAAAUGAAGUUGAUUCAUUACGAUCCCAACUUCAAGCAAAGGAUGAAGAAAUUUCUAGGUUGUUAUCAGAAGGUGCACGCUCUCAAAACACAACUGAUGAAGUGUAUGAUGUACUUGUUUCUGAGAAGACGUCAAUGCAAACAAAGAUACAUGAUCUUGAAUCCAGAUUGAAUGUUACCAGCCAAGAAAACCUCACACUUCAGGAUAAAAUCUCAACACUUGAGGAAAAACUCUCCAAUUUACAGAGUAAAGAAGAAUCUCUUGUACAACAAGUUACCGAUGCAAACUCCAAGGCAGAAGAGGCAAAAGCGCAAGCUGAAGAUUUUAAAAAAGAGCAAGAAGAUUUGCUUAUUCUUUUAUCAGACCAGGAGACUAAGCUAGAAUCUUAUAAAACUAAAAUUAAGACUCUAGGUGGGGAAAUAUCAGAUGAAGAUGAUGAUGAAGAAGAAGAGGAUGAUGAGGAAGAUGAAGAUGUUAUAGAAUCCUUAAAGCAAAAUUCUCAACCUGGAGACACUAAUGGUGUUAACACCCACCCAGAAUAAUGUCAAAAAUAAUUCUUGAAAAUAUUUUUAUUCCAUAUUAGUACAAAUUCUAUUUAGACUGCUGUACAUGUCUCACUGCUUUAAAUCUCAGAAUGGAAUGCUAUGUAAUAUUAUGUAAAUUUCAUACAGAUUUGUAUAAGAGAAUUUGAAGGAAUUCUAGAUUUACUGCUUGUAUGUCCAUGCAUACGAUAGGCUUCCUGUACAGUUAGGACUCCUUUUCAGCUAUUUUUAUAUUGAAUAUAUCUUUAAGAUACUUUUUUUUGCUGCUCCACUCAUAGGAAUGUUAUGGAUUAAUUGCGCAUUCCUCACGAUAAUAAUCAUUUAUGGAGAAGGAUUGUAGAAUAUGAAAGUAGAAACACUCUGAUAGGUCUGAUAAUAUUAUGAAUUAUGAUGAUAAUCAUUUUACAAGAACAUUGGGGCUUUCUAUGAAAUUUUUAGAUUCAAAUUUCUCCAAGGCAAUGUAUUAUAUUUUUCAUGUCAUACUUAAGCAUACUUUUAUCUAAUAUUGUAUGCUGUUGUAUCAUAUUAUAGGUAUUAUCUAUAAUGAAAAGUAAUGUUGUGGUAUUUUCUUAUAGUUUUAUUUUCUGCUUAUAAUGUACAAAUAUUUAUAUCACAUGAUUUGGUCAUAUUUGAAUAGGACGUUCUGUUCAUUCUGAGGGCAAAUAGGUGCAUGAGAUCUUGCCUAGGUAUGUCAUAUGGCCCAAUUUGUAUCAUUCAGUGCAUGAUAAGUUUUUAUAAGUUUGAUCUGAAACCUUGUAUUAUCAAAUACUCACUCCGUGAUUAUCUACUUCUGAGUCUAUUUUUCUGUGUAUAAGAUAUGGCCUCUGCAAUCAUUAGUUUUUUGUGCAAUUACGACCAGUUAAUGGAUGGCUGUAACUCGGGUCCAAUAUCUUGAAUGCUUUCAUAAAAUAAAAGGUAUUGCUGUUUUAUUAUUUACCGGUGAUGUGAUAUCUAUUAUUUCAGAAAAA